Molecule: messenger RNA, 1028 nt
Organism: Trachymyrmex cornetzi
Lineage: Eukaryota; Metazoa; Arthropoda; Insecta; Hymenoptera; Formicidae
Exons: 3
Coding region: 66-1004 (312 amino acids)
Source: RefSeq, a predicted model, not a curated record
UGCUUUUGUGCUUCCAAAUUUUAUGCAAAAAUAUAUUUCUGCUGAGCAUAACCAGAGCAUUGAGAAUGUUUUAUGGAGCAACCUAUGAUACGGAAAUUGCUAAAAUAAUUGUCUCUGCGGCUACAAUGGACAUGAUUAAAAACAUAUUCGAUCUAUUGAAUCAAGAUGACAAUUGUAAUUACGAUUGUAAUGAAGAUCCUAACACUUAUCAGGGAAGGCGCAAGCGGAACGCCAGCAUGUAUCUGGAAACAUCAGACCCAAAGCCAAACCAUUCGCGUGAGGGCGUGAUUCAUCUGCAGAUCGUAGAGGCUUUAUCAUCCUUCUGUGCUUUACACAUCGACGCAAAUCACAGCAAGUCCACGUUGCAGAAAAAGAUGAUGCAUAACUUGCUGACUAUGCAGCAGGACUUCACGAGCUAUGUGGAUUCCAGAAUGUCACUGCUGAUCCUCGAGUCGCUCAUUGCACGCGAUCAUGAUGAGAUCCAGCGCGAGUGCGCGGAUACGCCGUUGGAAUUUCUGCUGGAAGUAUGCCAGGAAGGUUGCAAAGAUGAGGAAUCGUUGCGACAGCUAUUAAAUCUGCUACCGUAUUUCUUCGAGUACGCGAUUAAAUAUGAUUAUUCGCCCAAAACGUUCGUUCAUGCGCUUGAACAGCUCCAUAAGCGUAUUUGUAAUCGAAACUGUAGCGUUCUUGUGCAUACAAGCUACAUAAAGUGCGUAUGCAGUUUCAUUCGGAUUGAUCCGAAUUUCUCCUGGAGUAGCGUUUACAUUUCCGAUGAUGACGUUUUGAUGAUACUGGACAGCAUCCUUAAUUACAUUGGUGAUCCACUCUUUAUACUCCGGUCGCAAGCAGUGCAAUGUCUGCAAGAGAUCCUAUCUUUCAGAAACGUCGCUCAUAUAUGGAAGGAACGUAUCUUCAUCAAGGUGAAGGAAACAGUGUUCAAGCUGCUCGAUGAGGCGGAGCAGUCGAAUUCUAACUUACAGAAGUAUGAACAUUAUAAUAUAUAGUUUAAGAGAGAUAUAUAGAUUUAA